UAUCUACUUUAACCAUUUGCUCGAUAGACAAUAAAUUUUUUUUUCGAUAAAUGCGAUGACAUAAAAGAAUAAUAGUUCUUUCAUAGACAUUGAUAAAAAUUUAGUACCUCAUGAUUGACUAAGAUAUGUAAAAAGUGAUAAUACAUUAUCAGAUUAAUAUAAGUUGUAAAACAGGCUGCAAGAUACUUUUAUACUUUGUUUCAUACGUUUUUAAUUCAAAGGGAAUGUAUAUAAAAAAUUUUCACUCAUUCAAAAUUUAAGGAAGUAAUAUUUACUUAUAAGUAAAAUAAAUAUUACGAUUUUUAGUGUUUAUUAUGGCUAAAAUGUUUAAUGUGGUGAUUAUAUGUGUAAUUAGUUUUUCUGGAUUAUCAGAUUCUCAAUAUAGAAGGAUUGAUUGGCUUCAUAAUUUAUGCCAUUAUAUUAUUGAUAAUAGUACUGAUGAAUAUCAAGUAGCAGUAAUUACAGCUGAAAAUCAAAGAAAAUUAGCGAAUGAUCCACGAAUAAUGUACCUUAUUAAAUUCAUUAUGCAACAUCGUCCGAUUCUCCAUUUAAAUAUUGAUUUUGCAUCCGAAAAAAAUGAAGAAGAUUCAUAUAAAUUGUCUACUACUGCAUCAACAUUUUUCAUGUAUAUUGGUGAUACUCAGCACAUUUAUGUUACUCUGAUAGAGAGAAUUUUAGAUACUUUAAAAGAUCUAUCAGAACUCAAAACUAUAAUGAAAUAUUUACUUAUAUUUUUUUCUUCAGAAUCUAAUUUUGAUUUUGACAUAAUUUUUCAAUAUUCUUGGAAGAAACAAAUAGUUGAUUUUACUAUUUUAGAAAUACCUCGAUGUGAUCAAUCAAAAGAAAACAAAAUGCUUGAAACUUGUAUUUCUAAUGAAAUAAUCAUUCGUCACUUUAAUCCAUUUUUAAAUUUAUCUACUCAGGAGUUUUAUUCUCCAAAAAGUCAAUGGUUUCCUAAUGUAAUGACUAAUUUACAUGGUUAUCCAAUAAAAGUUGGUGUCUUUCAUAGUCCACCAUUCUCUAUGGUAAAAUGGAAAGAUAAUCUUGAAGUAGAAUCAGCAUCGGGGGCUGAUAUUACUUUGACUCGACAUUUGGCAAAGAAAAUGAAUUUUACAAUAAAGUUUCUACCACGAAUGAUUGAAUUUCAUACUGCAAAUAACAGUUUAAAACAGUUAUUCGGUUUAUUAAACUUUUACAAAGUUGAUAUUUUAGCUCGUGUGACUCCACAUUAUACUGAAGAUCUGGAGGAAGAUGCUAUCAGAUCAGCUCCAAUACUUUUAGAUGAUUUCUGUGCUUUAGUACCGAAAAAAUUAGAAGUACGUAUUCCAUUUUCAUGGGAAGCUUUUGAAGGAAUAUUAAUAAGCAUUGCUAUCAUAUGCUUCUUUUGGAUACCCGCUUUAUUACUUAGAUUUGAUAAAAGACGUUGGAGUGUUUUUGUUAUUUUACGAGUACUCUUCGGUAUACCUGUUUAUGGUAGUCCAUUAAUCAUUUCUCAAAGAAUGUUUUAUGCAAUUUUACUGCUUAUUUCAUUAACAUAUUCUGCCAAUAUUUAUGGAUCAUUAACUCGUGUCAGUAUUGAUACUGACAGUGAAGUUGAGUAUCGUACAUUUGAUGAUCUUGCUAAGUCACCAUUUACUUUUGUUAUCCCACGAUAUCUUUAUGAAAAGACAUUUAGUGACAAAAAAGAACUUCUUUUAUUGAAGAACAAAACCAUCAACUAUAUUGAAGCAUGGAAAUGCCCAUUUCAUGCUCAACAAUAUAAAAAUGUUUCUUGUUUAAUAAGUAGAUAUGAAGCAAUCAUUUUUAUGAAUUAUAAACAUCUUAAUAGUAAAACAGAUGGCCUAAAAUUAACUAAUUUAUGUUUUUGGAGUGACGCUUAUUCUUUUCUUUUACGAAGAGAUUCACCAUUACGAAGAUCUAUGAAACAUAUCUUUUUAUUUUUCACUGAAGCAGGAUUAAUUAAAAAAUGGUACAAAGAUGAUAUAAUUGAUAUGGAAAUUGCCAAAGAUGAAGACGAAAAUGCAUUUUUUAUCCCACGUGGUGUUUUAAUUGAUCAACUAUUAGCUGUUUUACUCAUUGGAUAUGUUACAUCAAUUAUUGUUUUUAUUGGAGAAAUUUUAUUUCAAUCAAUUACAAUAUCGUUUCAUAAAAUUAUUUUAAAAAUAAAGAAGUCAUAAUACUGUGAUGCGUGAAUGAAGAAUCACCCAAUAAGAUAAUGUUUUACCUACAAGAAAAACCAGUAACUUAUGAUGGCUGUAAAGUAGGACUUUGUGAUUGGGAAUAUUUAAAA
Molecule: messenger RNA, 2290 nt
Organism: Chelonus insularis
Lineage: Eukaryota; Metazoa; Arthropoda; Insecta; Hymenoptera; Braconidae
Product: multiple inositol polyphosphate phosphatase 1-like
Exons: 2
Coding region: 315-2177 (620 amino acids)
Molecular function (GO): acid phosphatase activity; inositol phosphate phosphatase activity
Source: RefSeq, a predicted model, not a curated record